AUGGGGGUGGGAAAUGGGGGUGUAGAUAAGGAUGAAGAGGAAGAUGAGCGUGUCUCCAUUGCAGUGGGGUUGGACGCUGCUGGCAAAACCACCAUCCUGUACAAACUGAAGCUGGGAGAGAUCGUCACCACCAUCCCCACCAUUGGGUUCAACGUGGAGACGGUGGAGUACAAGAACAUCUGCUUCACGGUGUGGGAUGUAGGAGGCCAGGACAAAAUCCGGCCCCUCUGGCGGCACUACUUCCAGAACACACAGGGUCUCAUCUUUGUGGUGGACAGCAAUGACCGGGAGAGGGUGCAGGAGUCUGCGGAAGAGCUGCAGAAGAUGCUGCAGGAGGACGAGCUGCGUGACGCCGUGCUGCUGGUGUUUGCCAACAAGCAGGACAUGCCCAACGCCAUGGCGGUGAGCGAGCUGACCGACAAGCUGGGGCUGCAGGCGCUGCGCAGCCGGACCUGGUACGUGCAGGCGACGUGUGCCACGCAGGGCACGGGGCUGUACGACGGGCUGGACUGGCUGUCACACGAGCUCUCCAAGCGCUAAGACGAGCUGGGACGUCCCCUCCAACUGCUGUUCUUCGGUUCUCUUUCUUUUCUAUCCUUAUUUUUCAAGUGGGGAGGGGGACGUUUUUCCUUCCCCCUCCCCUACCUCCAGGCGUGGCCUCGUCUCUGUGUGUUUCUUGGAUAGGACUUGGACCUCACCGACCCACAGCUCCGGCCGUGUUGGGACGGACCCCGCUUUUUAUCCACCACAAAUGAAUGGGGAAUGGGAGCUUAAUAAAGUGCUGCCAGCACCGCGCUGGGCUGCAGAGGA
Meleagris gallopavo (turkey) is the source of this 810-nucleotide messenger RNA. Lineage: Eukaryota; Metazoa; Chordata; Aves; Galliformes; Phasianidae. The record is from RefSeq and is a predicted model, not a curated record.